CAUAUUUUUUGUGUUUGUAAGAAUAUUUUAAUAAAAAAAGAAACGUGAAUUAUACCUGUAUAUAAUAAUUUUCUGGAUAAAAGGAACAAUUCAACCGCGCAUCACUAGAAUUAAAUUUACAUCAUUAUGGGAACACUUAUACAACAAAUAUUAUCAUGGUACAAAUAUAUUAAUGAAGAUUUAGCCGAUCCAAGAACUUCUGACUACUAUUUGAUUGGCUCACCAUGGCCUGGUUUGGGAUUACUAGGAUUUUAUUUAUAUUUUGUAUAUUCCUUUGGACCAAGAUUUAUGAAAAACAGACAACCUUUUAACUUGGAUAGAAUAUUGCAAAUAUAUGAUCUUCUUCAAAUUAUUCUAAAUACGUGUGUGUUUUAUCAAGGAAGCGUGAAAGGUUGGUUAACCACCUACAAAUUUGUUUGCGAACCUGUCGAUUAUUCACGGACGCCAGAUGCUUUUGAGAUAGUAAACUUGUGUUGGAUAUAUUUCUUUAUGAAGAUACUGGACUUGCUGGAUACCGUGUUUUUUGUACUCAGGAAAAAAACCAAUCAAGUUACAUUUCUCCAUGUAUAUCACCACGUAGGCAUGGUAAUACUUUCAUGGGCAUCCGUUAAAUACUUUCCUGGAGGUCAUGGAACUUUUAUUGGAUGGAUCAAUAUGUUUGUACAUAUAAUAAUGUAUACUCAUUACUUAUUGGCAUCUAUGAAAAUAAAUACUAGCUCGUGGAAGAGACAUAUCACUCACAUACAAUUAACUCAAUUUGUCCUGAUUUUGUUCCAGAAUAUUCUAUUACUCUGGAAGAAAAAUUGUGACUAUCCAGUAUUUAUAGCAUAUCUACUGAUACCGCAAAACUUUUUUAUUAUACUAUUAUUUGCAGAAUUUUAUUACAAAACUUAUAUCAAGAAACAGUCAGAUGUCUCAAUAAAGACAAAAAUAAACGACAUUUCGACUGGAAAAAACAGAAAAUUGAAGAAACAAUAAAACUACAGCUUGUUCUAUAUUCGUCUUUAUAUAUUUUCUGCAUUAAUAAUAUAAAAAGUGUCUUUUAAAUAUUAGCUUUUGCUAUUUCACAAAGUAGUUUAUUCAUGUUUGUCAAAUUUGUUGAAUAUCUUAUGUACAUCGAAUGUUUUGUAAUUAUAUUUUCUUAUACUUAUAAAUAUUUAUAAAUUUUUAUAAAUAUUUAUAUAUAAUUAAAUAAACUAAGAAAUUAACAGCUUUACACUAUAGUGAAUGGAUGAUCGAUGUAACUCGUGAAUACGGGAAAGAGAAUUAUAAGAUACUUUAUUUGAGCGUUUAACUUACACACGCAUACACACACACACACACAUCAUACCGUGAGUCUUCGAGACGCGACCGAUGCGCUCUUACCUCUAUCUCUACCUAAACUGAACUCUACCUGCUCGCCCCUUUCGAAACGUCGCGGCGUUUGACACUACUGUUCUGAAUUAGCUUAUGUUCUACAACACGACUAACUCGUAAUAUGACAAAUAGAAGUACUAUGUAAUAACUGCGAAGAAUAAAAGUUUUUAUUAUAAAUAUGUGUUUUUAUUUCCUUUUUUUUAUGUAUUUAAAACAAUAUACCAUCUAUUUUUAAUAAAUAAACGCGUUUUCUCAAAAUUUUAAAAUUGUAUUCCUCUUGGGUCAUAUUUGAUCCCGAGUCCGCCGUGCGCGCGAGUAUUACGCAAGAAUACAAUUUUUAAAUUUUGAGAAAACGCGUUUAUUUAUUAAAAAUAGGUGAUAUAUUGUUUCAAAUACAUA
Molecule: messenger RNA, 1755 nt
Organism: Pseudomyrmex gracilis
Lineage: Eukaryota; Metazoa; Arthropoda; Insecta; Hymenoptera; Formicidae
Product: elongation of very long chain fatty acids protein 7-like
Exons: 5
Coding region: 127-978 (283 amino acids)
Biological process (GO): fatty acid elongation, polyunsaturated fatty acid; very long-chain fatty acid biosynthetic process; sphingolipid biosynthetic process
Cellular component (GO): endoplasmic reticulum membrane
Molecular function (GO): fatty acid elongase activity
Source: RefSeq, a predicted model, not a curated record